CACAAAACAACAAGAACAGGUGCAGUAAGCGAUCAAAUGAUUUCUGGUGAUAAUUUGACGCUGUCUCUGUGAACGCCGGGGUUAAAAUUUUCUUCUUUUUGUAUGCUCUACGUAUCCUUUAUUUUGUUCUUCAGCUAGCAAUAAUGGAGACUCGCUUCACCAGAGGCAAGUCUGCUAUUUUGGAGCGGCCCCUGAGCCGACCUAAGACUGAGGUGAGUGUGAGCGCCUUCGCCCUGCUGUUCUCGGAGAUGGUGCAGUACUGCCAGAGCCGGGUGUACUCUGUGACCGAGCUGCAGGCGCGUCUGUCUGAGAUGGGGCAGCGGGUGGGAGCCAGCCUGCUCGACGUCCUGGUGCUGAGGGAGAAAAAUGGCAAGAGGGAAACCAAAGUACUGAACAUACUGCUCUUCAUCAAGGUAUCUGUGUGGAGAUCAUUGUUUGGAAAGGAGGCGGACAAGCUGGAGCAGGCCAACGACGAUGACAAAACAUACUACAUCAUUGAGAAAGAGCCUGUGGUCAAUACCUACAUCUCUGUUCCUAAGGAGAACAGCACCUUGAACUGUGCAGCCUUCACUGGAGGAAUCGUAGAGGCCAUCCUCACACACAGUGGCUUCCCCGCCAAGGUCACCGUCCACUGGCACAAGGGCACCACGCUCAUGAUCAAGUUCAGUGAUGAAGUGAUCGCCAGGGACAAGGCGCUGGAAGGCAGAUAGAGAGGAGAUUUUAUGUGACUCCUGACAGGUCUGAAAGACUGUGAGUAGAUUUGAAGUGGAUCUUAAUGCGGGUACAAAAUGUAAAGCAGAAAAGGAAUGACUCAGACACUGACUGUCAUUCCCGAUUAAUUCGCUGAUCAUUUUUAACUAACAGUUUCUCUGGACUGAUGUACUUACAUUGAAGUUAGCAGCUUCAAAAUCCAAAGAGUUUCCAUUUAAUACCAUAGAAAACCAAAAAGGUGAAGUCAAUUGAAAUUCCAAUUCAGUUCUUUCUCUUACAGUUAAAUGUUACAAAGACAUAUUUAUUGAUUAUUGAUUCCACUACUUGAGAAUUUGGUCGUUACAUAAAAUAAACAACUGAUUUCAAUAUUGUGUUUUUUUUUGUGCAACAUAUCCAUCUGAUGGGAAAUUCUCAGUUUCCCCCUUUAAUGAAUUAGUCAGGUAAGAUGUGUGGCUGCAUCUGUGUUGACAAGCCUGAUGGGAGAACACAUGUGUUUGUAAUGCAGGGUCACCACAAUAAUGUGACGGUUGGAAAAUAAAGUUGAAUAACAUGUUGAGCUUGCAGCUAAAGCAUUAAAGUUGACAUGUGUAUCUUUGAGAAAUAUUGUUCAUACAUACAUUUUGUUGUGAUAAAAUGUCAGAUGUGUAAAGGAA
Mugil cephalus (flathead mullet) is the source of this 1364-nucleotide messenger RNA. It is a transcript of the gene trappc5, whose product is annotated as trafficking protein particle complex subunit 5. The record is from RefSeq and is a predicted model, not a curated record. Lineage: Eukaryota; Metazoa; Chordata; Actinopteri; Mugiliformes; Mugilidae. Bases 144 to 710 code for a protein of 188 amino acids. Gene Ontology annotation, biological process: endoplasmic reticulum to Golgi vesicle-mediated transport. The transcript has 3 exons. Gene Ontology annotation, cellular component: TRAPPIII protein complex; TRAPPII protein complex; TRAPPI protein complex.